AUGGAACAAGACAAUAGUAGUGAGAUAUUCACCAAGAUUAAGACCCAUUUCCCGCCUGCCAAGAUCAAGAAGAUAAUGCAGACAGACGAGGACAUAGGAAAAGUAUCGCAAGCGACGCCCGUAAUCACGGGCCGCUCGCUGGAGUUUUUCAUCGCGAUGCUCGUAAGCCGCAGCGGCCAAGUGGCCAAGGAGAUGGGAUGCAAGAGGAUAAGCGGUGACGUGAUGAAGAAGACGAUAAUGACUGACGAAAAAUUCGAUUUCUUGAGGGAGUUGGUGUGUGGUAACGGCGAGGCUAAGGAGGCCGGACGUGAGGCUUAG
This is a messenger RNA of Lachancea fermentati, 318 nucleotides long. The record is from the annotation of a GenBank genome assembly. Lineage: Eukaryota; Fungi; Ascomycota; Saccharomycetes; Saccharomycetales; Saccharomycetaceae.